Molecule: messenger RNA, 849 nt
Organism: Microsporum canis CBS 113480
Lineage: Eukaryota; Fungi; Ascomycota; Eurotiomycetes; Onygenales; Arthrodermataceae
Exons: 3
Coding region: 1-849 (282 amino acids)
Source: RefSeq, a predicted model, not a curated record
AUGCGAUUCUUCUCUCUACCACUACUCGUUUGGCUGGCGACCACUGCGGCGGCCUCAGCAGCUACCUGCAACCGUGGGUACGAGCCAUGCGAGGCCAAAGGCGCAGGUUCGGGCAGCCCACCAGCCAUCGGCCCUGACAUGGUGGGAUUCUAUGCGGAUGUUGUCAACUCGGCGAACGGCGCUGGAUCGAAGAAGAGGUCGCCGGACGAGAUACACGAUGUUAUUGCGCGGGACGAUGGCGGCCAGUCGAAGCUCUGUUGCAUGGAGCCGUCGACGGGGAUACGAUGUCUGCUCCUCCGGGGAGUCAAGAUAUCAUUCUGCUGGGACCGGUUUACCACCAACUAUUACUUCGCGGAUGGAUCGUACGGAAGUGUCACCACAGGUGAAUACCACCUCGCAAACGGCGACUCGGUCAACCUGAUCAUGGGCAACUAUACACGCUCCGGCGGCGAGACGGGAAACCUAUACGGUGACGGCACCCCUAGUCCCAAUCUCAGCACCCUCCCGAUCCCCACUCAGUUUACCAGCAAGGGAGUCGGCACCGCGAUCCCAGGCAGCGAGCUGGGAGGUGCGGCGACCUACACCGUCAGCGAAGGCACAACUCGCCCUCCAACCACGAUCCCAGCCACCACCAUCGCCGCCAGCACUGACAGCGCAGGAGUCGUGGUCCCUGGUACUACCGUGCAAGCAACCGUCGUGCCAGGUACAACGGUUGGGCCGGCCACUGUCACCGUGACAGCGCCGGGGAAGAACCCGACAGCGCCACCGAACGCUGGCAGCCAGACGGUGCCAUUGGGCUACACCCUGAUGGCUUCGAUGGUCCUCAUGGCCUGUGGAAUCCUGUCAUGA